ACAAACAUUGUUUACAUCUGGGUUCCAUGGAAACAGCAAAGCAGCAAAACUGAGAGAGCAGAGUGAUAUGCCCAGAUAGUAGUCCACAACGGCUCAGAGACCAUCAGGAACCAUAAAGAGAUGGGGGACCUGUUGAAUAAUGAAAUCGGGGUGAGGGUCUCUCCAUCUAUGCUGCACUUUAUAGAUGCUUUGGUUGGAGAGAGUUAUCAAGCCAACCUGAUUGUGCAGAACAUUAGCCCUGUGGCUAAGAACAUCACUAUCAAGGGACCCAUAGAUCCACAGUUUACACUCAUAGCAAAACAGCCAAAAAGCCCAAUUGCUCCUGGUCUUCAUGUGACAGCAACAGUGAAAUAUCAGCCAAUGGAAAAAGAAGAUGCAUGUGACAGACUGAUUGUUGUCGUUGACAAAGAUUCUAUUGAAGUGCCAUUGAUAGGGUUUCUACCAUCCUGUUUUUUAAUGAUUGAUUCUGAAGUCAAUUUUGGGAACAUAAUUGCAAACAGCAAAGUGAUAUGUAAAGAGAUUGCCAUUAGGAACUAUGGUUCAAGCCCAGGUAAUUUUAAAAUAAAAUACACUGGAGAUUUGCCCAUCAGUUUUGAACCAAUGAGUGGAACCAUAAAAGCUAAAUCAUCGAGUGUAAUUAAAGCAGAACUGUGCGCUGACAAACCCAGAGUAAUUGAUGAAAUUGCGACGGUUAAGCUGCAGGGUUGUAGUGCUAAAACGAUGUUGAGCAUCAAAGGAAAUGUUGUCACUCAGGAACUGGAAUUACUUGAUACAUCUAGUAAACCUCUUCAAUGUAUUCACUUUGGAUCUGUCUACUUUGGAACAACAAAGACACAUGAAGCAUUUGUUUACAACAAUAGCCCUGAGACAAUGAAUUGGGUCGCUGUCCUUGAUGAUAAGGCACCUGGUGUAGAAAUGGGUACAGAUUUGAGGAAAAGCACAGAUGCUGCUUUGCAUAGCUUGAAUUUCAGGAAAAUGGAAAUGAAUAUCACUACCAUAAUUUCCUGCUUGCCCAAUCAAGGACGUUUACCUCCUUUUCAGAAAACAAAGGUUACUUUAUGCUUCAGUCCACAGGAAGAUGAAAGCAAUGUAUCCAAGAUUCCAUCUCAAAAGGACUAUGCUUUAUUUAUAAGAUUUGAGCCUGUAGGAAGUAAAGAUGGAUUCCUCCUUGCUGACCCCAUCACUGAUUUCAAAGGUAAGGAUAUGAAAAAACAUGUGGAAUUAGGGGUAAUAGGAUCGGGUCACCCAGUUGCACUGACGCUGAAUCCUGGACCAGUGUACAAUUUUAAGGAAUGCCUGAUUGGGGAACAAAAUACUAUUUCCUGUUCACUUAACAAUGAGUCUGAGUUUCUUCCUGUGACUUUCAGCUUCCAAAAGUUACCUCACUUUAACAUCUCUCCAGCUAAAGGAAAAAUCAUGCCAGGACAUUCUCAGGAGGUGUUGUUUACAUUUGCACCGCAUCAAGUUGGAACCUUUAAAGUGAACCAUAUGAUAGAUAUUUUAGGUCACACCACAGAAGAUAAUUCACCGCCUUUAAAAGUAAAAGCAUUUCAACAAAAAAUACUUACUUUUACUGGUAGCUGCAAAUCUGUACCCAAGAAGAUUGUGAUGAAAAUUAAUCCAGGUAUUUCUCCUAUUGUAUCAAACAAUACAGUUCAGUUUGUUCCAGCCAAGAGUGAAGAAACAGGGCCAUAUACCGGAUCUGCUCGAGUUGCUGUUUUGAAUGCAGCUAAGACACAAAUACAUGAUCAUCAGACAAAAUCAGAUAAAGAGGCAUUAAUAGCAUUUCCUAAUGAUAGACCAGCAAGUAUACGACCAGAGGACCCUAAUAAGAAAUACAGGACAAUUUUCACCAAAACUGAGAGGUAUAACUAUGUGGAUCCAGAAUAUGCCUACACCGAAGAAGAAAAAAGACUAAUAAAAUCCCACCAAGACUACUAUAAAAACUAUAUUAACGGUUUUAGGGAGAGGCGAAUCAAUGAAAGAAAAGCAAGGGAGUUUGCAGAGUUGAAUAAUGAAGUAGAAAUUGGAAUUAAACCAGCAUCAGGCCUUCAACCUCCUAAACUCUCAAGUUCAGAACAUGUUGUUGAACAAGAUCUGAAAAGGACUCAAUCAGUUAAAGGGCAUCUACUAACCACUCGUCAGUUGGCUGCUGAGGAGUCUAGAUCACUAGUACGACAAAUUAAUGAUGGCCUUAAUGCAAUUCCCUGCACUACCCAAGAGAAAGAGCAAUGCAGUCUAACUCUGACGCCUCUGCAGCUUCAUCAAAUAGUAAUUGGUCCUUCCAUAAUAGAUUUUGGUGAAGUCUGUGUUCGCUCCACAUCUGUCAAAAAAAUGAACAUCAUUAACAGCCUACCCUUGUACAUUUGGGUUCAGAUAGAGACAGAAUUUGAAGAACUCCAGCAAACAAGCCCUCUUUCUCACGUGGUACCACCAAUGUCAAAGACUGAAGUUCCUGUAGUUUUUGAGAAUAAUUCAUUGGGGAAGUUUAAAAAGUCAAUUACCUACACUGUUAACAGCCAGCAUAUAGGGUACGUGCUGGUAACUGCAGAAGUCGUUCCCAUCGCUCUUGAACUAUCAACCAAUGAGCUGAUUUUGCGACCUAACUGCAACUUCUUAGCCGAAAGUGGAUUUAGAUCUUCUAUAACACUGUGCAAUCGCAGGAACCACCCAGCAGAAUUUAACUGGAAGCCUGUAAUGACCAAACAAGGAAUAGCCUUUUCCAUCAGACCAGCAAAAGGUAUAGUGGAUGCAUAUAAAGAUCUUGACUGUGAAGUUGUAUGGCAUUCACAAUUCAGCUCUCCAGAAGUUGGUGAAUUUGAUCUGUGUGUACAACAUGGAAAUACACUAAAGCUAAAAUGCAUUGCAGAGCUAGGACCAACUAGUGUACAGUUCACAGAUCAAUCAGUUCCCUUCAAUGAAGCAUCACUUGGACUACCUAUAUAUAAAACAGCAGUACUUCAGAACACAGGACUGAAUCAUGCAUACUUCCAGGUUGAGGACGUUUGUCCAUUACCUGGAAUGAGUAUUACACCAUAUCACGGUGUAGUUCCUGUUGGAGGAUAUACAACGCUCACAAUAUUUUUUAUACCACAAACCGUUAUGAAGUUUGAUACAACAAUUGAGGUGUCUGUUCGCAAUACAAAUAAACUCAAGCUGAGGAUUGGAGGAUCAGUUGCACCUCCUAAAGUGCAUAUUUCCCCGAAAUCAAUCUUGUUCCCAGGUGUUUAUGCUAAUUCUAUCCAGAGUAUUCCGUUUGUACUGGAGAACAAAGGUGAAGCACGUGCAAAAGUACAUUUUGACUUUUCAAAAUAUAGAGAUUUCUAUGUGAUGUUCAAAGAGCAAUCAGUUGUUUAUAUGGACCCAUCAGCUCCUCAAUUUUAUUCAGUGGACUUAGAAAAGGAAGAAAAACUUGAUGGUGCUCUAUAUUUUCAUCCUAAAGCAGUGGCAGCAUAUGGCUUUGACCUUCCAAUCAACACAAUAUUUACUGGAGAUGUAACUUACACCGACACUUCUGCUCCUCCUACUCCUACCAAUACUUCUGAAAAGCGACUUCUUGUUCGGAGGCCUCGGACUGGGAAACUGUUAAACCCAUCAUGUAAAGUUACUGCAACUGUUUUGAAACAAGCGCUCAUGUUUUCUACACACAAGUUGGAAUUUGAAUUACCAUCAGGCUUUAUAGAUUUGGGCAUUGCAGAUGGAACCUUACACAGCCAGACACUUGAUUUAACCAACGUCUCUAAAGAAACAAUAACAUGGAAGCUCAAUCUUGAUCAAGCUGGGGAUGUUGUAGAGGAUGGAAUAUAUAGGUUUAGCAAGAGCUCAGGAAUGCUUCAACCAGGGCAAAUGAAUACAAUUACUGUCCACUUCUGUCCAUCUGGACCUGGGAUCUAUGAUGCUGAAAUACCGAUGAUUCUCAAUGACAACUCUGAUGACAGUUUUAUGCCUCUUUAUUUAUCUGGAUGUGUGAGAAUGCCCAAACUAGUCUUCGAUCCUCCAUUUCUGAUUCUGACUCCUGUACCCUUGGAUGCAGAAGCACAAACCAUUGUUAACAUAACAGCAAUAGAUUUUUCAAGUGAUUCUGCAUUAAAAGUAAAAAUUCCAGAAGUGCAGCUUGACAAUGGCACUCCGGCAACACUGUUUUCUGUAAUUUUCCCAAAUGGACAAACUAUUUCUAGCUCUAAGGACAACAAUGAAGGAUUCGUCUGUCAAAUCCACUUCAGAUCUUCUAGUCCGGUUUCUUGCUUAGUUGACAUUAUGUUCAUUGAUGAGAACAACAAUCAGUUUCCACUUCAGGUUGCUGCAGUCGCUGAGAAUUGCAUUCUUUCUGUGUAUCCUUACUUAGCAUACCAUCAAACCGAUCAGCAAGUCAUCUUAAAAACUGGCCAUAAUGGAAGUAAUGGAAAAGGAAACAGUACAGGGGAUGCGCUUCUGCACCCUUUAUAUGUACCAGAAGUCUCUUCUCAAUGCACAUCAUUCAGUUCUCUUGGUGCAUUUACAAACUCAACUUAUGAAGAAUCCAUUCUAGGUGAGGACAAAGAAAGGAUACAUGUUAGUGAUGAAGUUCUUUACAAAAGGAAAAAGGAUAAGUUUGAAUUAUCAUUUUAUCCUGAAGAUAACACAAAUGAAUGGGUAUUCUUUCAGAAAGCUUCAGCUGCAGUUCAGACUUGGUUCAGCUUCUUUGGAUGGCCUGAUGGAGUCAAUCCUAUCUCAAUUCCACAUUCUUUUUAUUCUAAUGGCUUAUGUCAAAUGCCAUUGUCAAAUUCUGGAGUUAAUGCAAAGAAAACAGGGAAUUUGAGUAAACAGACAAAAACAAUUUAUGACUUGCUUUUCUACCUGAGUGGACAAAUGCUUCCUGGAACUACAACUGCCAGCCAAUCAUUGCCUUCUAAUCCAGCAGACAAAGUUCUACAGCUUCACUGGCAACAAGCAACACUGCUCACUUUCCUUAAAAACCAAGGAGCUUAUCUGCCUCAUGUCAAGCCAGAGUACUUGUUUGAUCCACUUGACUAUGAGAGAUGGAGUCAAGUGCAGGUUGAACUUAAACAGCUUGCAAAAACUAGUAAGAAGGAUCUUCAUGAAUUUGCUGAAAACGAUUUGCUUGUAAUAGAUAACGUAACGUUUCAGUCAGUCAGCAAACGUGUCUGGACAGAUGUAUUGCUACAGACUUAUAAGGUGCUGAUUCUUUCACGCGUUUCUGCAACUGGGAAUAACGAGACCAAUGAUACUAAAAGUAUGCCGAAAAUCAGUUCUGAACCUUUGUCAAGUAAUAUUUACUCGCCCCCUGAAAGAAUUCUUCUAACCUGGCUCAAUGAGCGUUAUGAGAAAAUGAGAAAAACAGUAUGGGAUAACUGUCAGAAAGGUGAUGUGCCAAACACAAGAUGGAUAGUCAACUUUGAUAAAGACCUUUUAGAUGGACUUGUGCUGGCUGCCCUGGUGGCAUCUUACUGCCCCUUUUUAAUAUCUACUCACUUCAUUCGUAUGAACACUAAUCCCGAAACUCAAGAAGAAUGUCUGCAUAAUUCCCUUAUCCUUGUCAAUGCAUUCCGUACAAUCAACCUUGACAUAGAUAUACAGGCCACAGAUAUAUGUGAUCCAAAUCCAAUUACAAUGCUUAUGCUGUGUGUCUACUUGCAUGAAAAUUUACCAUUUUAUCCGCCAAAGAAAUCAGUUGAAUUUGAGGGGACUCUUCAUGACACAGUUUCUCGAGAGAUUUCUCUGAAAAAUCCAAGCAGCAAAACACUUCUGUACAAAGCUACAAUUGUGGGCAGAGAGUCAGCUGAUUUCUCAUUACCUAACGGAAAUAUAAUAACAAUUGUCCCAAAGGGACGAAUAUCUGUAAAGCUGACAUAUACAAGUCGCUUCUUACAUCCAGCAGAGGCGACACUAUUACUGGUUUCUUCUCCUAACGGGAAAAGUGGGACAACAAUAGUUUUCUCUUUAAAAUCAACAGUCACAAAAUUGCCACACGUUAAAAUAUGUAAAUAUCAAGCACCAUGUUAUGAGGUGAAAAACAUCAACUUACCAAUUGAGAACUAUUACAAAAGCAGUGGGAAAUUCAGGGUGAUUUUAGUGGAAUCUGCCAGUUAUUUAUCUUCCCCUGAUCACCUAAAGGAAAUCAACCAAAUGAUGUCUGAAAAAGCCCACAGUACAUCAUCCAUGCAAAACAAAAUUGCCAGUGUGAUAUGCAACACCAAUAAUGAAGUCAGUCCCCCUGGACAAGCAAAACAAUCCAGUUUACUACCACAAUUCUUCUGUCCAGUGAGCUCCCUUGCAUUGGAAGAAUGCAGCCCAGUCUCUCUAGAAAUGAAUUUUCUCCCAUUCUAUAUUGGAACAUGCUAUUGUACCAUCAUUUUCUCUAAUGAAGUGAUUGGGGACUUUGUACAUGUGAUAGAGGGAACUGGCAAUAUGCCAUUGCCUUUGCCUUUUCUUCCUUUGGAGAGUCCAAAUGUUUUACCAUCCAUCCCUGCUGUCACAGAUGAAUGUGCCUUUAAAUUGAUAGAUCUACUCAUUGCACACAGACAAAAACUAGUUGAUGAAACUGGGAUAGAAAUUGACUCUGUGCAAAAAGAGUUAGAAGGGUUCAAAGAACAUCCGGACUAUGUGAGAUUAAAUACACAGACUAUUAAAGGGGUGGAUGAUUUCACUACAGAAAUCAUAGCUAAUAAAAAUAAAAAAAUGAAACGUGAUGAUGACGAUUACACCAAAGGAGAAGUCCACACGUAUAAUAGAACUAAACCCCAGACCAACACUGAGUGGACAAUGGAAGCCAAACGCAUCCUUUGGGAUCAAGAAUACUACAGAAAGUUGACAUCUGAUCCUACCUUGGAAUUUUCCAAAAAAUUGGAAAAAAUUCUGGAAUACGGUCACACUUCUGGUAUUCUAAACAAAAAAGAAAAACGAUAUCUGAUGCCAAAUCAUCCCGAUAUACCUUUUUAUUACCAUCUUCCAAAACUACAUAAGGAUGAUAAAGUGCCUCCAGCUGAGGCAAAAGAAUUUGUACUACAUCUUAACAAUAACAAUAUGGGCAUUGGUUUCACCUCCAACAUACAGCAAUCCACAAUAGAAUUUUUGGAUUUAAGCCUUACAUGGGACAUUGAUGGCAAUGUUUACAAGUAUGAUGAACAAUCCCAAACACUCAAGUCAAGAUUUCUAGAGAAAGGCUACCCAUUACAACUGGUAACUAAUAGCUACGAAAGAGCUAGGGAACUCAAUCGGACUAAAUUACUUUUGUCAACAAAAAACAAUGAUGAGAAAAAACAAGAGGACUCAUUUAAGGAGAUCCCUCUUUUUGUGACCCAAUAUAACUCUAAUCACAAAGCCAUAGGAAAAAUCUUAGACAAACACUGGCCACUCCUUAUGAGAGACCCCAUUUUGAAGAAAACAUUACCUGGACGACCCAAGAUUGUAUAUCGCAGGGCAUCUACCUUAAAACAAAAAUUAGCACCCAGUAAAGUGGUUAUGCUAUCUAAAGGUAAAUCCAAAAAUCAUAUUCGUUUAAAAUGUGCACAUAAUGAUAUUCUGAGGGAAAAUCUUAAAAUUUCAUUGGUCAAUGAAGCAAAAGAGAAGGCGUUGGCAGUUGCGGCUCAGCUGCAGAUGACUGAUUUGGAAUACACUCAAAGAAAGGUCACAGGAACACUGGAGAGCAGCAGUGUCAGAGUUGCAAUGGCAGCAUUAGAACAAAAUACAGUUAAGAUGGCGUCUGCUACUUGCCUUCUCCCCCGAGUAAUUGAGGAUCGUUUGUGUGCUCACUAUGAGCAACUCUCUGCACUUAUCACAAGAGAAUGGGGAAGCCUGCGGAGAGCUCUACACCCACACCCAGAAGUGGAAUACCUACAACCUAACCGACAGAGACUUCCCACUUACAUGCAGAAGGCUCUGGAUGAGCCCAGGGAGACCUCCGGGGUAGACUUUCUGAUUGGGACGGAGCUGGAUCCGGGAGUUUUCUGUGGCGUUGCAGUCGGCUUGGGGUUAUCUGAAACGGAGCCUGAGUUCCCAGCACCAUGCAAUACCCGCCUAGUGGGCACGGAGAAAAUCGGAGUUAUCUAUCAGCCAUCAGCUCCUAUAGAGGGCCUUGACCUUGUGAUGGAGCAAGCGGUCCUUACUUUCCAUGCAGGCACACUUUUUCCACCCACAGAGGCAUUAGCUUCUAAUGAUCCCACCGGUGGCAAGGUUCGGAAACUAUGCACUGCAAAAGACGCAGCGAGUGGAGACAUAGAAAAUGAAGUUUCAAUACCGAUUAAAUUUGGCCCGAAAAAUCCUGGAUGUUAUUUAUGCCAUAUUUUUCUACGUUCUUCUCUUGAUGUGCGGCUUUAUGUUAUUGAGUGUGUGGUUAACUCAACACGCAUAGAAACUGAGCUGGAAUUUACUACACAUGCCUGGGAUGCAGUAGUCCAAGAUAUACCAAUAACUAAUGUCACUGAACAUGAGUGGAAACUGCAAGCUGUUUUGACAGGGGAUUUUUUUUAUGGCCCACCUUUUCUAACUAUACCUCCUGGUGAAACAUCACAGUAUUCUUUAAUGUUUAAGCCUCUUUAUCAGUAUUUGAGCAAGGGUAGACUAAUUCUUCAAAAUGAAACAGAUGGCACAGAACAUAUAUUUGGCCUCAAAGGCAUUGGACAAGAACCCCUGGCACUGGAUCAUAUUGUGAUAGACUGCCAAGUAAGGCAAAUUACACAGAAGAUCCUUAUGGUGCCCAAUUAUACCAACGGCACAUUGACAUACAAGGUGUCAUCAGAUAUUCCAUAUGUAAGUGGACCUAACACAAUCACCGUAACACCUGGUACAUAUUCUUUCUAUAAAAUGAAAAUAUCCCCUUGGAAGCAUGGCUUGUUUGAAGGUGUAAUUUCAUUUGUUGCGGAUGAUUUUGAACAACAGCAGUUCCAACAUGGCAUCUCACCAGACGAUACAGAUGAUGAAGAGUUCUAAAGGUGGGUUACGACCGGAGCUACUAAGGGGGAGAAUAAUGGAAAAAAAAUAGCACCAUACAAAGUUUGGUUUUCACUGGAACUCAACAGUAAGCCAGCUCCACCGGAACGUACUAUAAAUGUGACUUGUCCAGUUUUGGAGAAUGUGGGAAUAGAAAUUCCUAUCAGUAAUCCAACACAUAAAGAACUGCAUGUGAAUGUGCUUGUGGAUGGUUCUGGACUCACAGGAGAAAAUAUUUUUACACUGCAAGCAAAAGAAACUCUUUCUUACACUGUAAAUUAUUCCCCAACUAAAAAAGGAAUUUCACUGGGAAGAGUUAUUUUCCAGUCGGAUGUGUUUGAAGAAUUUUGGUAUAAAUUACUUUUGGAAGCAGUUCAACCAUUGCCUACUACACUCCCUGAAGUCCACUGUGAAUUUGGAAAAUGGACCCGUUGUUUCAUUAAGUUGUUUAACCCUACAGAUGAAAUCUUGGAAUUAGAAACCGCAAACAACAAUACUGAAAAUUUUUUGGUUGAAGUUGACCCUAAAUCAACACUAUCAUUAUCACCCCACACAGCUGCUGAAGUGCCUGUCCAGUUUUGCCCAUCCGACAUUGGAAAAGGAAAUCACACAGCAUCCAUCAGCUUUACAAACCCUCAGCUUGGAGAAUGGGUUUUCUAUGUGUCUGGACAAGGCAUUCUACCACAGCCGAUGGAAUCAGCAAGCAUAAGCGCAGUGGUUGGCAGUGUAUCAUCUAUGGUGAUUUCUUUCAAAAAUCCUUCAGCAGAGCAUGUCCUUAUCGAUGUGAUUCUAACUGAUCAGGAGCAGACCAUGCAUCGUCUUAGUGCAUCUGUUCUACGUCAUUCUAUCAAUAAAGAGUCAGCUUUCUGUCUGCCUCUGAAGCAGACACAAGGAAUUCCUUUAGCUCCCAAGGAAAAACUUGACAUUCCAGUGUUGUUUGCUCCUGACACAAUGAAACUCUAUGAAUCCUUGGUUGUGGUGCAUAUGGUAAAAGCAACCGGUAACAGCUGGGCUCAAGACCAUUGUGAAAGAACAAAGUCAGAUCUUAAAAGUGUGACCAAGACUGAAAGUGGAGCAAUUUCUGGAAUACGUUGGAUUUAUCCAAUUCAUGGAAUUCCUGAAGCUCAGCCUUCUAGUACAACUCCAGCUAUCGUGAGCUGUGAAGCAAGGACUCGAACUGAAGAGCGAGUGGAAGUGCUGUUAACUGGUGUCGUUCCUGGUCAAUCUGGCAUACCAACAGAGAAAACGAAUCAAAUACAAGAAGAGGUUCACAUCAGCAAUGGCUUGAGAACAACAGAUGAAUUUUUAUAUGAAAUAACAUAUGAAUCGGAAGAUGUGAAAGCACAACUGGAGUCAUCUUUGGGUAUCAGACUAAUUCAUAAAGAGCGAGAUGCUCCUACUGGAAUUGUCACAUUGAUUUUUAAUAUUAUCUUUGCACCACCAAAGCCAAUGAGUCACUCUGCCACAAUAAAGGUAAAAUGUGCCACAGGAGGAAUCUGGAAGUUCCCUAUACAAUUCGUUGCCACAGAGCCAAACGUGGAUGAUGUAAUUGAGAUUGAAGCAGUUGGACUAAAUAAGGAAUCAUUUGUUGGCUUUAGACUAACAAGCAAAACAAGGUACCAAGAGCCUUUCAGCGCAUACUUCUUGCCUGGCAGCGAUAUGGAAUUCUCUGUCUUACCACAUUCUGGAGAACUACGUCCAGUUGGGUCUACUGGGACACUCAUUAUUGUUGGUUUCAAACCCAGUAUGUACAGCAAAAAGCAAAAGGCAACUCUUAUAAUAAAGACACCUACAAUGCAGUGGAACUAUGAAGUCAAAGGGAAAACACCAAAAUCCACAUCACUCUCUGAAGUACCAUCCAAAAUAUUUUCAUCUGGGUUUAAGCCUCCAACAACCACAAAGAAGCGUAAUUUUAUCCAAGAUAACCUAAAACUAAUCUCAACAGCUGUGUCUUCUCCUAUUAAGGGAGCAUCCCUAGUUUUACGUACCUAAGUAAUUGUAUUCCAGCUAUGUUAACUAUUACAGCUGCAACUGCAUGCAAAGAUUAAUAAACACUAUUACACAUUG
Bombina bombina (fire-bellied toad) is the source of this 10995-nucleotide messenger RNA. RefSeq names its product cilia and flagella associated protein 47 (gene CFAP47). Gene Ontology annotation, molecular function: protein binding. NCBI's taxonomy places the organism in Eukaryota, Metazoa, Chordata, Amphibia, Anura, Bombinatoridae. The transcript has 74 exons. The record is from RefSeq and is a predicted model, not a curated record.